Molecule: messenger RNA, 2917 nt
Organism: Cannabis sativa
Lineage: Eukaryota; Viridiplantae; Streptophyta; Magnoliopsida; Rosales; Cannabaceae
Product: golgin candidate 1
Exons: 21
Coding region: 248-2335 (695 amino acids)
Biological process (GO): Golgi organization; retrograde transport, vesicle recycling within Golgi
Cellular component (GO): Golgi membrane; Golgi cisterna
Source: RefSeq, a predicted model, not a curated record
UGACAAGUUUCCUUCGAUUUUACUCUGCUCAAUCCUUCGUUCUCAACUAACGACUGAUCGCAACUCACAACAAAUACAACGGUUUAAUUUUGCUGAUAUUCAAUCAUUCCAUUUUCUCCGGCUUCACCCCACUUUACAACGACGUCGUUUUGGAUUUUCCCCUCAUUGGUUACUGAUGGAAGCUUGCUCAAUUUGAUUCAUUUCUAUUUAACUCACACUUGUUCCAGAUCCGAAUCCCUCUCAUUCAAUGGAUUCAUGGUUCAAAGCUGCAGAAGGUUUUCUUGAAGUUGUAGAUAGAAGGGCAAAGCUUGUUGUCAGUGAAUUGGCAGAAGAUCAGCCUGAUUCCCAGAUUUCAGCUUCUAAUGGGCAAGGAUCCCAAGCCAAGCAAACAAAGUCAGCGGCCAGGACCAAAACUACUGAUAUUGCUCCAGAGCAGACUGAUAGUAUUACAUCACAAGUAGCAGUAACUCCUGAAAAAGAUAAAGACCCAAAUUUGAUUAAGAAUGAUGAGACCUCUUCUAGUAAUUCUCUGGUUCAAACGACCCAUGGGAACCAAGAUGAUUUUAAUAAUAGCUCCCCAUUGUUGGAGAUUCCUCAUACUGACAAAAGUGAAAAUGAUACUAACCUCAUAGAAGUUUCAGUAAAUAAUACUGAUCAGGAAGAUGUCACAUCAACCUCGAAUGUAGAGCUUCUCAAUGAGAGUAAUUUGGAAGUUCGUGAAGAAAUCUCUUUGCCUAUGCCUGCCAAACAAGUUCAAAUUGUGAAUACACUUGAUCCAGUGGAAACUGAUCCACGGUCCAAAUCAGGAGACACAGAUUUUUCUCAAAAGAUUGAUCAAGAAAAAUCUCAGUCUACAAAUAAUGAUGUACUAAAUGAUGGUGAAACUCUAUCUAGAGUUGCUGAUCUAAAGAUUGAACCUCGUAGCAAUCAAAAGAAACAGGAGGAGCAAAAGGCUAUUGCUUCUCCUAAGAAAGUACAGGAACAGCUUGAUGAGGCUCAAGGGCUACUUAAAACUACAAUUUCCACCGGUCAAUCAAAAGAGGCAAGAUUGGCCAGGGUCUGUGCUGGACUUCAAAAUCGACUGCAAGAAUACAAAUCUGAAAAUGCACAACUCGAGGAACUUCUUGUUGCAGAGAGAGAGCUUAGUAAAUCAUUUGAGGCACGCAUAAAGCAGCUACAGCAAGACUUGUCAGAAUCCAAAAUUGAAGUGACAAGAGUAGAGUCAAAUAUGGGUGAAGCCUUGGCAGCAAAGAAUUCGGAAAUUGAAGCACUUGUCGGUUCCAUGGAUGCACUUAAGAAACAAACUGCUGUGUCGGAGGGAAAUCUUGCUUCUCUGCAGGCAAAUAUGGAAUCUAUUAUGAGAAAUAGGGAGCUUACUGAAACGAGAAUGAUGCAGGCUUUACGAGAGGAGCUAGCUUCUGUAGAACGAAGAGCGGAAGAAGAGCGUGCUGCACACAAUGCAACAAAAAUGGCUUUUAUGGAAAGGGAGGUGGAAUUGGAACAUAGAGCCUUAGAUGCAUCCACUGCUCUUGCAAGGAUACAGAGGACAGCCGAUGAGAGGACUGCGAAGGCAGCUGAGCUUGAGCAAAAAGUGGCUUUGCUUGAGGUUGAAUGUGCAAAUUUGAAUCAAGAGCUGCAAGAUAUGGAAGCUCGUGUACGGCGUGGACAAAAGAAAUUACCAGAGGAGGCAAAUCAAGCAAUUCAGAUUCAGGCCUGGCAAGAGGAAGUAGAACGUGCUCGCCAAGGUCAGAGGGAUGCUGAGAGCAAGCUUUCUUCUUUGGACGCUGAAGUGCAAAAAAUGAGGGUGGAAAUGGCUGCCAUGAAGAGGGAUGCUGAGCAUUAUUCACGUCAGGAGCAUAUGGAACUUGAGAAACGCUACCGUGAACUAACUGAUUUAUUGUACUACAAGCAAACACAAUUGGAAACCAUGGCAAGUGAAAAGGCUGCUGCAGAAUUUCAAUUAGAGAAGGAAUUGAAGCGUCGUCAUGAAGCACAGGCAGAGGCAGAAAGAAGUAGAGUUUCACGAAGGCCCUCAUCUUCUUGGGAGGAAGAUACAGAAAUAAAGACACUCGAGACACUUCCCUUGCAUCAUCGUCAUAUGGCUACUGCAAGUAUGCAGUUGCAGAAGGCAGCAAAGUUAUUGGACUCGGGGGCUGUUAGGGCAACGAGGUUUCUCUGGAGAUAUCCAACAGCACGAAUUAUCCUGCUUUUCUAUUUGGUAUUUGUUCAUCUCUUCUUGAUGUAUCUAUUGCAUCGACUUCAGGAACAAGCAGAUGAUCUUUCUGCUAGAGAUGUUGCAAAUGCCAUGGGGCUUGCCAACCCUACCUUACCAUGAUUCAGUAGCUGCUGCUGCUCUCGCGUUAUUAUUUUUUGGCCAUACUAGUUUCUCCUAAAAUAGAUUCUUAAAUGUCUCUCCUUAAGGUGCAUUUUCAAUUCAUUUUGCCAGCCUGAAAUGCCUUGGAGGAUGAUGAAGUAGGUGGCACAAAUGAAAAGUUUAUUUCUCAUUGUUUCCACACUUUAUUUUCAAGAUUGGGGAAAUUGCUGCAGAUUGGUUUGGUUUGGAAUUGGGAAAACUGGUUUGCAUUAAAGGGUACUCAUUUCUUAGUCUAAGGGGGCAAUGUAGCGAUAGUGUAAUUACUCGAACAUUGCUGCCUUUGUAUACCUGUUUGGCCCUAAAUAUCUACUAGCUAGCCAUCUCAAGUAUUUCUCAGGGUUGGUACUAUUUGGUGUGCCCACCCAAUUCUCAUUUUGCAUUUUCAUCAUAAUUUUGUUCAAAAGUGAGAGAAAUGUGGUUACAAAUACUUGUAAAUUCACCAUUAUCAAUAUUUGUACCCAAAAUGAAAUGGGAGAUCUUACACUAUUAGAAACAUUUGAGCUGACUGAAUUCUUUCUUAAUAAGUUUAAGCUUUUUCUUUUA